GUCGCUCCGGCGUCAGAUGGAGCCCAGGAAGCUGCCAGGCGCGUUUCUUCUCUCCUAACACGGGAAGCGGCGCGCAGGAGGGGGGCGAACCGUUCGAGGACCUACAUCCAAAGCAGCCGUGGUCCAUGAACGCACCGCACCGUGCAUCAUGACAAAACAAGCAGCAACAAGGGAAGACCUGGUAUAGUCUGCUCUGGCUGGAUGAAAUGUUUCAGCCAUGCAAUGUUCCUGGAAGUCAGUAAUUCUGCUGGCCUUGGCCUCCAUUGCUAUCCAGUACACAGCCAUCCGGACACUCACCUCCAAGCCUUUCCAGCUGUGCCCGCUGCCCAGCCCCCAGAACUGUGGUCUGGGGGCUCAGGAGACAGACCCUGCCUUUGAUCGAGGAGCAGCAGGUGGGGCCGGCUGCGAUGAUUACCCUUACUUUUCUAUCAACACUACUCGUAAACUGCACAUACUGGUGUUAGCCACCACACGCAGCGGCUCCUCCUUUGUUGGCCAGCUGCUGAACCAGCACCAGGAGGUAUUCUACCUGUUUGAACCUCUUUAUCAUGUUUACGCCACGUUGGUUCCACGUCAGUCACACACCCGCAACCCUACAGACCGCCGUGUGACACUGGGAGCCAGUCGAGACCUUUUGCGCAGUCUCUACGGUUGUGACCUGUAUUUCCUAGAGAAUUACAUCAAACCAACACCCUCCAACCACACCACGGACAAACUGUUCCGCCGUGGUGCCAGUCGAGCACUGUGCCAGCAGCCUGCAUGCGAUGCCUUUGUUGCAGGUGAUGUAAACGUGGAGGAAGGAGACUGUGUGAGAAAAUGCUCGACCUUAAACAUGACUUUAGCAACAGAGGCAUGCCAAGAAAAGAAGCACGUAGCAAUCAAAGUUGUCCGUGUGCCAGAAAUAGGAGACCUGCGUGCUCUCGUUGAAGACCCACGGCUGAAUAUUAAAGUCAUACAGCUCGUCAGAGACCCACGUGGCAUCCUGUCAUCAAGGAUCGAGACUUUCAGGGACCCAUAUCGUCUAUGGCGCAUUUGGAGGGCCACAGGGAGAAGGCCCUAUAAUCUUGACAUGAACCAGCUUACUGUUAUCUGUGAAGACUUUUUUGGUUCUGUCUCAACUGGUCUUAGCCAUCCUCAAUGGCUAAAAGGGAAAUACAUGUUGGUUCGAUAUGAGGAUUUGGCUAGAAAUCCACUUCUUAAGACGCAAGAAAUCUAUGACUUUCUUGGGCUGACUAUGGAUAAAAAUGUGAAACACUGGAUACGUGCAAACACUCGCGGAAGCAAUGAACCUUCAGCAAAACACAAGUUUGGAACAGUGAGGGACUCCGCUGCAAACGCAGAGAGCUGGCGUUUAAAACUGUCUUUUGACAUUGUAGAAUCCACACAAACAGUGUGUCAAAAAGUCCUCAAGCAGCUGGGAUACAAGGCUGUGCGAUCAGUCGAGGAGCUUAGAAACAUGUCCUUCUCACUAGUACAGGAUAAACUGUUUGUACCUUUUUUGUAACAAAGAUAGUUCUCUAAAAAACAUAUUUUUGAUAUAUUUAUAAUUG
Nematolebias whitei (Rio pearlfish) is the source of this 1550-nucleotide messenger RNA. RefSeq names its product carbohydrate (keratan sulfate Gal-6) sulfotransferase 1 (gene chst1). Gene Ontology annotation, molecular function: keratan sulfotransferase activity; N-acetylglucosamine 6-O-sulfotransferase activity. NCBI's taxonomy places the organism in Eukaryota, Metazoa, Chordata, Actinopteri, Cyprinodontiformes, Rivulidae. The transcript has 2 exons. Gene Ontology annotation, biological process: keratan sulfate proteoglycan metabolic process; N-acetylglucosamine metabolic process; carbohydrate metabolic process. Gene Ontology annotation, cellular component: Golgi membrane. The record is from RefSeq and is a predicted model, not a curated record. Bases 218 to 1504 code for a protein of 428 amino acids.